GUAAACUUGUUUUUUUAUAAGGGAUUUAAAUAAUUCAACCCUUAUUCAGUUUUUACGUUUCCUGAACGUUUUCAUUUUUUGGAGAAAUAGCCUUUUUAAAAUGAUCGAUUCAAUUAUGAAAUGGUCCGCUACUCAGGUACCCCGAAAUGUUUUGAUUACUGUGCAGUAUUUUACCAAUGGAUAUUCAGGAAUCUAAGACAGUCAUUGUGAUUUUUAAGUUAUUUGCUGAUUACUACGACCUGGUUAUUGAAAAGUGCCAAUAAUAAAAAUAUUUGAAAAAAAGUGUUAUAAGAAGUAGAAGAAAAAAUGGAUUUAUAAGGCAUAUAUUUUAGAGGAAAACGAAACUAAUACUAUUGGACACUUGUUCAGACACAGUAUCUUCAUAAGGAACCUCUUUGAAUGAAAUGUCUUGGAGAAAGUAAUUAAAGGACGCCCGAAAAUUUCUUACUUCCAAGAUCUGAAGCAGCUCAUGGAUGUAACAUCAUAUUCACAGGUGAUGAAGUAACAAAUUAAAUAUAUGGCUAUCACAAGGCACGGCCUUUAAAUAAUGAUAUUAUAUAUUAUAUUUAUAUAGGCAUCAUUAUAUAUGUAAAUGUAAUUAAAUAUUAAAAUAGUUAAUGAUAAUUUAAGUUUCGAAUACCUAAACUAAAUUACAGUUAAACAAAACCAUUUUAAAUAAUAACGUUUAUGAAUUUCAAAUGUAAAUUAUCAAACAUGACGAUUUUUUUUUUUUGUUAUCAAGGUUAAUUUUACUGAGAAUUUUGUAAAUAAAAUGUACCCAGGCCGCCAGUACCUAAACGUUCUGUUCUUUCAAAACAUCGCCAAGUAAGUGUAGUUAACGAAAACAUAAAUAAUAAAGAUUAAUUUUUAUUUAUGAUUAACAGGUACCUAUCGUGUACGAAAUUUACAGAAAAACAUAAUUUACACCAUAAAACAACUCGCCGCCAUUGUAGGCGGUAGGUAACUAUUUAUAGACCGUGAAUAAAGUCGUAGACUCUAAUAGCGCUCUAGCUAUUAGUUUUUAUUUAAGUUUUUUGAAUGUAUAUAUAGAUGCGAGUAUAAUAUUUUAUCCGGAAAUUGCUUUUACGAGGUCAUAUAAUAAUAUAUAGGUAUACUGUUAUUUUAUAUACCCUCUAGAAGAUAAUGGCAUUAUUAAUGAUAAAAUUACUAUUACUAUGCAAUAAAUAAUUGUCGUAGUUUUGUUUUUUUCAAUCAAACUAAUUUGUUUAGAUCCUUGUUUUGUCCUUGCCCUUAAAAAUUAAAAAUUAUCAUUAGGCAAAUUUUAGAAUUUUACAAUAAAAUUUGGUUUUACAGUGAAAUUUUUUUAUUAUUUUUUUUUAAUCUGUAAACAAUUUGUCUACUCUAAUUUUGCUCCAAUUUUCAAGGGUAGCACAAUUUAUGAAAUGAAAUUAGACUGGGAUAGUACUUUAUAGGGGUCAUUUUUUGAUUUUCCCAGCCGUUUUCAUAAUAAAUGGAAAAAACAGGAAAAUUUACAAAAUGUUUUAAAUUUUUUGCUUUUUGUCGUAAUUCAAUUCAAAAUGUUCGUAGAGACUUGAAAUUUGGGUAAAAAUUUAUUUUUGACUUUUUUGACAUGGUAAAAUUUUCAAAAUAUUUGAGCUAUUUUUAGGCAUUUUAAUUUUACGUAAUUUGUAUUCGGUAGAUUAGAGGAUAAAAUGUUUAGACCAAACAGAAAUGCAUGAACAUUUUAACAAGAGAUUCAUUAUAUUUGUACUUAGUGGUCAAAAAGAAGAAAUUGAGUUUAGUGUAUAGUAUUUUUUUUUUAUUUAAAAGAAUUCGAAUAUCAAAUUUUGACGAAAAUCGUAAAUCGCCUUUCAAAACAUGUAUAACCGAAAUCUGCUCAAAAUCGUUUUUCGUUAGCAAAGAUUAUUAGAAAUUAAUAAACAGGUAUACAUUAAAUUCCUCUCUAUAUUCUACCUGCCUAACUACUCACCUACAUUAGUGGCUCACCAAUCGUGCAAAGUAUGCCCGUCAUUUUAAAUACCAAGUUUUAUAUAGAUUGUAGGUACUAUAUUUUAUUUAAAACUCGCCUCAUUAUCACAAAUUUUUUAUUAAGUGUAGUAAAUUUUUUUUUAAUAAGACAGGUACAUUUUUAUACCAUAAUACGAGGGUUGUUGUAAAUAAUAAUUAUGAACAACGACGUAUUAAUAUGAACGUCAGUUCUGAUGAGUCGUUUAGUUUGUAAUCGUUUUUAUUUUUGCUCCAAAGGCCAAAAAUGUACCGAUCUUUAGCAGUUUCAUAAUUUAUUUAAUGUAUUAUAAUUGAUUAUUAUAACUGUUAACACCGCGUCAGUACAAUAACCAGUAAAAUCCAGUUUUUCUAAAAAUCUGUUUUUUACAUAUAAAUGUUAAGAAAAUAAUUCUCUAUCGAUCAGUGCAAUAACAAGACAUGUAAAAUGUGUCCAAUAAAUAUCAUGAAAAAUAUAUCACCUAAAUGUAUUAUGAGUAUUAUCUACCUACUUAAAUUACUGUUAGACGCAAUAACCAAAUAAGUCAGGAAGUUAGGUAUUUUAAUUUAUUAGUUUUAACUUUAGUUAGAAAAAAAGGGCCGGUAGUUAUUUUGAACACACACAAAAUGUAUAAAUACUAUAUUAUAGUAAAAAAGGAUGUCCUACAUAAUAGCUCUCUUUAACAUUUCAGUGAAGCUCCCCAUUAUACUCAUAUGUAAAAAAUCAAUUUAAAAGUUGGUAGAUUUGAAAUUUUACUUAAUCUUGAAUUUUUUAUUAGAAAUCUACCAAUUUUUAAAUUGAUUUUUCACGUAUAACGGUAAGUUUCACUGAAAUGUUAAAGAGAACUAUUAUGUAGGAAAUGUGUCAUUGUUUGAAAUUUAUUUUCAUCACCUAUAGGUUAAGGACCACCCUAAUAAUAAUUUAUAUAUGGCAUCAAUAUUUCGUUAUUUUAAAUUUAUACGCAUUAUGUUUUCUACCAGAAAUCUUACUUCAAUCAAAAAACGACUGGAAACCUUGACAUACAACCUUUCUCGUCCGGAAAAUGAGGCGGUCGCAUAGCGGAUUAUCCAAAAUAACCUAAAAAAAAUAUAAUUUUUACUUAUCUUAUAAUAUUGUUUUUAAAUUGUUUAUAAUAUUCGUUUAUAGAAAUAUUAC
Messenger RNA from Cinara cedri, 3121 nucleotides. Lineage: Eukaryota; Metazoa; Arthropoda; Insecta; Hemiptera; Aphididae. The record is from the annotation of a GenBank genome assembly.